Messenger RNA from Diceros bicornis minor, 1397 nucleotides. It is a transcript of the gene ADRB3, whose product is annotated as adrenoceptor beta 3. Gene Ontology annotation, cellular component: membrane. NCBI's taxonomy places the organism in Eukaryota, Metazoa, Chordata, Mammalia, Perissodactyla, Rhinocerotidae. The record is from RefSeq and is a predicted model, not a curated record. The transcript is spliced from 2 exons. Bases 43 to 1260 code for a protein of 405 amino acids. Gene Ontology annotation, biological process: norepinephrine-epinephrine-mediated vasodilation involved in regulation of systemic arterial blood pressure; adenylate cyclase-activating adrenergic receptor signaling pathway. Gene Ontology annotation, molecular function: norepinephrine binding; epinephrine binding; beta3-adrenergic receptor activity.
CCCCUUUCCCUCUUUCUCCCCAGCCCCACGCGCGACGCGGGAAUGACUCCGUGGCCUCACGGGAACAGCUCUCUGGCCUCGUGGCCGGGGGCCCCCACCCUGGCGCCCAAUACUGCCAACACCAGUGGGCUGCCAGGGAUGCCGUGGGCGGCGGCACUGGCGGGGGCGCUGUUGGUGCUGGCCACUGUGGGAGGCAACCUGCUGGUAAUCGUGGCCAUCGCCCGGACGCCGAGACUCCAGACCAUGACCAACGUGUUUGUGACUUCGCUGGCCGCGGCCGACCUAGUGGUGGGACUCCUGGUAGUGCCUCCGGGGGCCACCUUGGCGCUGACUGGCCACUGGCCCCUGGGCGCCACUGGUUGCGAGCUGUGGACUUCGGUGGACGUGCUGUGCGUGACGGCCAGCAUCGAAACCCUGUGCGCCCUGGCCGUGGACCGCUACCUGGCCGUGACCAACCCGCUGCGCUACGGCUCACUGGUCACCAAACGCCGCGCCCGGGCAGCCGUGGUCCUGGUGUGGGUCGUGUCCGCCGCGGUGUCGUUUGCGCCCAUCAUGAGCAAGUGGUGGCGCGUGGGGGCCGACGCCGAGGCGCAGCGUUGCCACUCCAAUCCGAGCUGCUGCGCCUUCGCCUCCAACAUCCCCUACGCGCUGCUCUCCUCCUCCGUCUCCUUCUACCUUCCGCUUCUUGUGAUGCUCUUCGUCUACGCUCGAGUUUUCGUCGUGGCUACGCGCCAGCUAUGCUUGCUGCGCCGGGAGCUGGGCCGCUUCCCGCCGGAGGAGUCUCCGCCGGCUCGGUCUCGCUCUCUGUCCUCCGCCCCAGCGGGGCCGAGCGCUGCGCCCGCCGGGGUGCCCUCCUACGGCCGGCGGCCCGCGCGCCUUCUGCCUCUCCGGGAACACCGGGCCCUGCGCACCUUGGGUCUCAUCGUGGGCACCUUCACUCUCUGCUGGUUGCCCUUCUUUGUGGCCAACGUGGUGCGCGCCCUCGGGGGCCCCUCCCUAGUUCCCAACCCGGCCUUCCUCGCCCUUAACUGGCUGGGCUAUGCCAACUCUGCCUUCAACCCGCUCAUCUAUUGCCGCAGCCCGGACUUUCGCAGCGCCUUCCGCCGCCUGCUGUGCCGCUGCGGCCGCUGCUGGCCCGAGGAGCACCUCGCCGCCGCCUCCCGGCCCCACGACCCCUCUGGCGCCCCUGCGGCCCUGACCAGCCCCGCGGAGUCCAGGCAGUGCCCACCGCUUGACGGAGCUUCCUGGGGAAUUUCUUAGGCCUUGAAGGACAAGAAACUACACUCCGUUGAUCCAGAACCUUCGGAAAGCCUCUGGCCUCUGUUCAGAAUGAGCCCUGUGGAGUUUCCCUGCUGGAAAACUCUGCGGUCCAGAACCUGAUGACUGGGCCAUGGGAU